Messenger RNA from Poecilia latipinna (sailfin molly), 789 nucleotides. Its product is annotated as C-C motif chemokine 3-like. The transcript has 4 exons. Gene Ontology annotation, biological process: immune response. Gene Ontology annotation, cellular component: extracellular region. The record is from RefSeq and is a predicted model, not a curated record. Lineage: Eukaryota; Metazoa; Chordata; Actinopteri; Cyprinodontiformes; Poeciliidae. Bases 325 to 645 code for a protein of 106 amino acids. Gene Ontology annotation, molecular function: chemokine activity.
GGUGAACCACAGUAUUACUUAGAAGACAACAUAUCAUUUAAAACCCAAACAGUCGUUGCUUCUUGUCUUGUGCUGAAUGUUUCCUGUCAGCUUGAUGUGGUUAACCAGUUUUCUUCACGAGAUUCAACGUGCUGUGUUGCUGUCUGCCACAAGCCAGUGUCAUCUUGAUUGCAGGUAAGGUUUUGUCAUGGAACCUGUACUUCUGCAAAUACACACACAUGUGAGGUGCAACGCAAUAAAAAGGGACUCUGAGUGGAGCAGACACACACAGACAACUCAGCCGGACCUGCAAGCACGCCUGAGAGACACCAGACGACAGACAACAUGGUGAUGAUGAAGAACUCCGUAAUCAUGGCGACCUGCCUCCUGCUUCUCUCAUCCCUCGCUCUUCAGACUUAUGCCAAUUCCUUCGGCCCGGACGAAUGCUGCUUCAAGUUCUUUCCGAAACGGCUGCAAAAGUCAGCGGUGGCGAACUUCAGAUACACGGACUCUCUUUGUCCCAUGGAGGGUGUGCUUUUUUUGAUGAAGGGUGGCAGAGAGGUCUGUGUCGACGCAACUCAGCAGUGGGUGAAGAAAAUCAUCAAGACCAAGGAGAUUAACCAGGCCAAAGGAGCGACCAACUCCACCACCACACCGUCCCAGUAACCCUCAAACGACCUCUCAAUGUUCACUGAGCCAAGUCAAAGUGCUGGUGGAAAUAUUUAUCUCAAGCUCUCUCUGCCUGUACACUGACAAUCCUAUUAUUAUCUAUAUCUAUAUAUUUUUCAAUAAAUGCAAAAAUUCCUGAGA